Messenger RNA from Striga asiatica, 348 nucleotides. The record is from the annotation of a GenBank genome assembly. Lineage: Eukaryota; Viridiplantae; Streptophyta; Magnoliopsida; Lamiales; Orobanchaceae.
CUGCUUAGUUUGCCGGAACGUGGUUUAGGCUCUAUUCGGAGAAAGUUUGGGUUUGUCUCCUUCCCUUUCGGAGGCAGAGCAGCCGCCGAAGCAGUGGGGCAUGGCGAGGCCUUUGUUGCAUCCAGGCCCACCGAUGUGGAUAUUCAGAAGAACAUGGAGUUGGAGAAGUUUUUGGCGGACUCGAGACUCCAUGAGAGCGUUGAAGGAGCUUCCAAGAGGGAGGAGGUUCUAGAUAGCCUAAGAAACAGUAAUAAUGGGUGUUGUGUAGGACCUGAAAUCGACAAAAAUAUGUACCUUCUGGAGGAAUCUCUGGAUGCCGCCUUCACUGUUCAUACUGAUAGUAGACAG